AUGGAUGAGAUCCAUUUGGAUGGGAUUUCUGAGUUUGUUCUGGCGGAUGGAGUUCUCAGGUACGGUUCUCGACCGUGUGUUUCAGAUUCGGAUGGUUUGAGAGACCAGAUUUUGGAGGAAGCACACAGGUCAGCAUACAUUGUUCAUUCGGGUUCUACCAAGAUGUAUCAUGAUCUUAAGGUGGCGUACAAGUUGGCGUUACCACCAGAUAUGUCGUUGGUUCAUCCAGUGUUUCAUAUUUCCAUGUUGCGGAAGUGUAUUUCUGAUCCUUGUCACGUGAUUAUACCGCAGAGUGUUGAGAUUGAUCGUGAGUUAUCUUAUGAGGAGCAGCCUGUCGAGAUUGUUGAUGCACAGGUUCGUAAGUUACGGAGCAAGGAGAUUCCGAUGGUCAAGGUUCUUUGGCGGAACAAUUCUAUUGAGGAGUGCAUUUGGGAGACCGAGUCGGAUAUGCGGAGUCGCUAUCCUUUUCUAAUUCCUUGA
Molecule: messenger RNA, 480 nt
Organism: Mercurialis annua (annual mercury)
Lineage: Eukaryota; Viridiplantae; Streptophyta; Magnoliopsida; Malpighiales; Euphorbiaceae
Exons: 2
Coding region: 1-480 (159 amino acids)
Source: RefSeq, a predicted model, not a curated record